AUGCGAUUCACCUCCUUGCAUCAUCAAACCCCACCAUCCUGCACCCCUCUCCUCUCCUUCCCCUUCCCCCUUCCCCCUUCCGCCUUACCCCUUCCCCCUUCCCCCUUCCGCCUUACCCCUUUCCCCUUCCACCUUCCGCCUUACCCCUUCCCCCUUCCCCCUUCCGCCUUACCCCUUCCCCCUUCCUCCUUCCGCCUUACCCCUCCCCCCUUCCGCAUUACCCCUUCCCCCUUACCCCUUCCCCCUUCCUCCUUCCGCCUUACCCCUCCCCCUUUCCGCCUUACCCCUUCCCCCUUCCCCCUUCCGCCUUACCCCUUCCCCCUUCCCCCUUCCGCCUUACCCCUUCCCCCUUCCCUCCCUCACCUGCAGGAGUCAGGCACGCAGCUGGCCAUGGGCCUCACAUGCGACUCGCCUCCCUGCAAUGUGAGAGAGGGGAGAGUGGCAGGGACUGGGGUGUACUCACACCUCAUGCUACCGUACCUCUUCCCGGACCUUGCUGCCUUUCCCACAGUCGCUGACCUCAUUACGCACCUCCGCACUAGUGACACUCGCUACCGCGCUGCGCUUCCUGCUGAGGGUGUUCCCCUUCCCCCCUUUUGCCCUCUGUCGCCUCUGCUGCUGCGGCCGACCUCGUUGGUCUUGAGUCGAUCGGUGUGGCGUCUGCCCCUAGCGGGAGACGCCACUCUAGCAAGGGCAAGGAUGGCAAGGGCGCGGGUGGAGCUAGCGGGGGUGGUGGAGGUGGCGGUGGAGGCGGAGGAGGGAGUGGGGGUGGCGGUGGGAGUGGUGGCGGGGGUGGAGGUGUCGGUGGCAGCAGUGGAGGCGCAGGUGGCGGAGGUGGUAGCGGUGGGAGCGGAGGCGGCUGUGGUGGCGGAGGUGGGGGAGGCGGUGGUGGAGGAGGUGGAGCUGGUCAGGGUGGUGCUUCGCAACGGAGCGGCUCCGGUGGUGGUCAGCGCCAGCAGCAAUAGCAGCAGCGUUCUCGGGACAUCCCCCCCCCUCCGCAGCUCCGUGAGUGGUACGCUGCACGUCAGCGUGGUGGGGGUUUUGGUCCGUGCACCUACGUCCUUCGCACCGGCGACCGCGCGGGGUGACUGUUACCGGUGGUUCCCGCCCGACUCGGGCAUUGAGACUGCUGCUCUAGGUGCUGGUGAGGCUGCUGCUCCAGGUGCCACUGCGGCUGUUGCUCCAGGUGCCAGUGCGUCUGCGUCCUCAGGUGCUGGUGAGUUUGCGCUCUCAGGUACCGCAUCGGCUUUGGCCUCCCUCACCUUCACACUUGACUCAGGGGCUUCUCGCUCCUUCUUUCAAGACCGCACCACACUCACGCCGCUUGGUCGGCCGGUUGGAGUCUCCCUGGCAGACCCCUAUGGGGGUCCUGUCCUUGUGCUGUUCCUCAAGUACCACCCCGUGAGUGCUGCUCCUCAAGUGCCACCCCGUGAGUGCUACUCCUCAAGUAGCACCCCGUUAUUGCUGCUCCUCAAGUGCCACCCCGUGAGUGCUACUCCUCAAGUACCACCCCGUGAGUGCUGCUCCUCAAGUACCACCCCGUGA
Molecule: messenger RNA, 1545 nt
Organism: Closterium sp. NIES-65
Lineage: Eukaryota; Viridiplantae; Streptophyta; Zygnematophyceae; Desmidiales; Closteriaceae
Source: the annotation of a GenBank genome assembly